AUGUUGUAAAUCUUUUGUGCAACUGGUGCUUUUGAAAUAGAAAAUUUUAAUACUAUUUUUUAAAUAAAUUAUAGAAUAAAAACUAUUUAUUUUAAUAUUUGAUUUUUUUUGCAAUAGUAAAAUACCAAAGAAGUAAUUGCGUUUGAGAGUUGAGAGAGAAUGCUAGUAAACCCCGACAGCAGGUCACAAGAGAGGCAUUUCAACAAACAGUUGGCGGGCGAGUGAGUCGUGAUGAAGAAGGUGCGGCUGAAGUGGGUGAAGAACCGCGGGCUGGACCACAUCAUCGAGCGCGACACCGACGUCAAGGCCUGCUGCCUGCUCCUCGAGGCCAUCGGCCGCGCCAACAGCAGCAGCAGCAGCAGCAGCAGCAGCAGUUCUGUCGCUCCCGUGCCCGCCCGCUCCCUCUCCCCUCUCCAGAAGGGCCUCGGCCUCACCGUCCCCGUGCUCCGCUUCCUCCGCCGCUACCCGACCCUCUUCUCCGAGCUCCCCCACCCGCGCUUCCCCUCGCUCCCCUCCUUCUCCCUCACUCCCCCGGCCUCCAUCCUCCUCCGGCGCCUCUCCUCUCCGUGUCCGAGCCCCUCUUCCCCCUUCCACCUCCGCCUCGCCCGCCUCCUCAUGCUCGCCCGCUCCCGCUCCCUCCCCCUCUCCGCCCUCUCCCCGCUCCGCUUCGACCUCGCCCUGCCCCCCUCCUUCGCCUCCCUCCUCGCCUCCUCCCACCCCGACCUCUUCCGCCUCUCCCGCCGCCCCUCCGACGGCGCCCCGCUCCUCUCCCUCGCCUCCUACCCGGCCCACCUCGCCGUCUCCGCCCUGCAGCUCCGCCACGCGCGCUCCAUCGCCUCCCCCUCCUACCGCGAGCUCCGGCUCCCCCCCUCCUCCGCCGCCGCGCCCCUCGCCUUCCCCAUGCGCUUCCCCCGCGGCUACGGCGGCAUGAACAAGGUCAGGGCCUGGAUGGAGGAGUUCCACCGCCUCCCCUACGUCUCCCCCUACGACGACCCCGCCGGCAUCGACCCCGACAGCGACCUCAUGGAGAAGCGCGUCGUCGGCGUCCUCCACGAGCUCCUCAGCCUCACCGUCCACAAGAAGACCAAGCGCAACUACAUCCGGGCGCUCAGGGAGGAGCUCUCGCUCCCCCACAAGUUCACCAGGGUCUUCACCAGGUACCCGGGCAUCUUCUACCUCUCCCUCAAGUGCAAGACCACCACCGUCGUCCUGCGAGAAGGCUACGAGAGGGGGAAGCUCGUGGAGCCGCACCCCAUGGCGACCUUGAGAGAGAAGGUGCAUUACGUGAUGAGGACGGGGCUCCUCUACAGAGGCAAGGGGCUGACGAGGCUGGUGCUUGAUGAGGACGACCAUGAAGUCGAAGAAGAAGAAGAAGAUCGAGCGGUAAACGACGACGAAGACGACGUGGAAUGCUAUGAGUUGGAGAUUUCCGAAGGAGAAGUAGCAAGCGAGGAGGAAGAGGAAGCAGAAAUGGAGGAGGAAUAGAAUUUGUGCUUCAUUUACCAUUCAUUAAUCUACUGAGUUCGGGACGACAAUGUGGCUUGGUUGAAAAUUGGUAAAAAAGCGCCAAGCAUCGGAUCAAUGAGGAUUUUGAUCGAUCACUUUCGGCAGAAAAAAGCAAGAAAAUGUGCUUUUUUGAAGGUGUCUUUUUGGGUGACUAUAAACAAAAUGGAUAUUGGAUUCACGCGACUAUAAACAACCAUCAAACAUGUAAAAUGGAUAUUGGAUUCACGCGUUAAUCGCUGCUAUUUCAUAACUGUAAAAUUGUACUAUGAGAUUGAUUUGGUUUUGUUCCUCUGAAUCAAAAGUUUCUUCUAGAAUGGUCAUGUCAAUACGGUAGACGAAGAAACGGGCAGUGAAGAGGAUUUUGUUACUAAAAAUAUCUUGGAGGUUUGA
Messenger RNA from Ananas comosus (pineapple), 1896 nucleotides. RefSeq names its product protein ROOT PRIMORDIUM DEFECTIVE 1. The record is from RefSeq and is a predicted model, not a curated record. The transcript has 2 exons. Gene Ontology annotation, molecular function: RNA binding. Bases 232 to 1485 code for a protein of 417 amino acids. NCBI's taxonomy places the organism in Eukaryota, Viridiplantae, Streptophyta, Magnoliopsida, Poales, Bromeliaceae.